Molecule: messenger RNA, 496 nt
Organism: Emericellopsis atlantica
Lineage: Eukaryota; Fungi; Ascomycota; Sordariomycetes; Hypocreales; Bionectriaceae
Exons: 1
Coding region: 169-429 (86 amino acids)
Source: RefSeq, a predicted model, not a curated record
UCUAUGGAUACGAUACUCCAUGGCAUCGGCGCUUUGAACAGGCUUCGCUGAACCAACAAACAAGGAAUCACCUGUGCUCUGAGGCUGGCAAAGUAAAGAUGGGCGAUAGUCAUUCUUACUGUCUCACCACGACCUCACUAGCCAUUGGUAAGAGUCAAGACAUAAGACAUGCACGUCGCUCAGCUGCUGCAGUGGACCUUUGUCGUGAGCACGAGAACUGGAGCCUCUCGAGACUGGACACGACAAAAGGGCAGCGAUAGUAGCGGGCAAACGCACGCGCAUUCUGUGCUCCAGUCGUUUGUUUGUGAGCCGUCAGCAAACGCCAAACUGUCGCGAACCUGGUCGAUGACCUGCUUAGGCGUCUCUGUGUUCAGCUGGUGUUCGACUGGUCUGCAAAGCCAACCAGACAGUGCAAUUGGAGAUGAAUGAAAGUGUAGCGUGGUCUUGAACUACGGAUAGAAGUAGGGAAGUAAUUAAUAUAUCCCAUUACAGUGAA